AUGCCGGCUCGCUGGAUGGGUUCCGAGGGUUUUUUCAUCCCGCACGGGAAGGAACAGCUGCGAUCGAGAAAGUAUCUCGUUUGUCAAGUCAAACGACCGGCGGAAGAAAUGCCGAAGGUUCAAAGUGAAAAGCGCAAGGUGGCGAACCGCCAUAAUCCCCUACAUGUCGACAUCCUGGGUCAAGCAGGUGUACAUACACCGGAGACGGCGCACGUGUUCCAGAAGAAAGGCAAGAAUGCCAAAGAAUCAAAGUUGACCGACCCAGCUGACGACGGUUUUGAACCCGAUGAAGCUGACGGUGUUGUUCCCCAGCGACUAAGCAAGAAAAUUCUUCGCCUGGUUGAGGAACAGCAGCAUGACCGCGAGAAUGGCCGCAGUGGCGGAGGAAGCGACAGCGACGGCGAUCUCGGUUCUGAGGAUGUCAGUGAACCAUCGGAUGCGGAAGAUGUGGAUGCCGACGGUUUCGUUGUCAUCGACGGCGAGGCUGACGAGGAGGAUGAACUGUACCUGAAGCGGGUUCAGCAACGGCAGGGUGCCGCUGCCGCAGCUGCUCCGACUCUCGCGGAUUUCAUCUUGGCGAAAUUGCGGGAAAAAGAGGAACGCGCAGGGGGAGGCGAGGAGCCAGUGGAAGCGGAGGACGACCCGAGCGCUUUGCCCCCCAAAGUCGUCGAGGUGUACACGGCCAUGGGUCCCUUUCUUCAGAAGUAUCGAAGCGGUCGGAUGCCGAAAGCCUUCAAGGUUCUUCCCAGACUGCAGAGAUGGGAGGAGGUGCUGUUGUUGACAGAGCCGCAGAGUUGGUCAAAACAGGCCAUGUUUGAGGCGACGAAAAUCUUCAGCAGCAACCUGUCGAGCGCAGGUGCUCAGCGGUUUCUUUGUCUCGUCUUGCUUCCUGCCGUUCGAGACGAUAUUGCGAACAACAAGAAACUCAACUACCACCUCUACCAAGCUCUGAAGAAGGCGCUCUUCAAGCCCGCAGCGUUUUUCAAAGGGAUUUUUCUUCCUCUGGCUCUCGAGGGCUGUAGCAAUCGCGAGGCGAUCAUCGUGGGCAGCGUCGUGGCGAAGGUUUCCAUUCCGGUUCUGCACGGCGCUGCCGCGCUCAUGCGCCUAGCCCUGGUCCCCCCUUCGCAGUGGUUGCCUGCAGUCAGUGUGCUGAUGGGAAUCCUGAUCAACAAGAAAUACUCGUUGCCUGUGAAGGCAGUGCAGGCAUGCGUGUCUCAUUUCCACCGAUUCACGGAGAAGGCCGACGUCUUGCCGGUCUCCUGGCAUCAGGCUCUGCUCGUCUUCGUUCAACGCUACAAAUUCUGUCUCUCCGACAACGAGAGGAGCCUGCUGAAGGAAGUUCUGCGCGUGCAUUUCCACGAGAAAAUCGGCCCGGAAAUUCGCCGUGAGCUCUUGGCGAAGAACGCAGCGCUCGUGCUUCAGCAGCAACAGGCGCUGUUGGAGCAGCACGACCAAGCGAAAGCGGCGGGAGCCGACGUAGAGAUGGACUCGUGA
Molecule: messenger RNA, 1494 nt
Organism: Neospora caninum
Lineage: Eukaryota; Apicomplexa; Conoidasida; Eucoccidiorida; Sarcocystidae
Product: putative bystin
Exons: 9
Coding region: 1-1494 (497 amino acids)
Biological process (GO): rRNA processing
Cellular component (GO): cytoplasm; preribosome, small subunit precursor; nucleolus
Molecular function (GO): snoRNA binding
Source: RefSeq, a predicted model, not a curated record